AUGCUCACAGGUAUAUGAAUUUAUUAUCUAUAAGAAAUGACGAUCAUAUCUUGUUCCUAAAAAUUAAUUAUGAUAUGAUCUCAAUGGCAACACACUCAAAUCAAAAAGUACAAGUUAUAUGUAUGUGAAGUUUUUAAUACAAAUGGAUAGAUCAAUAGAGUUUUUCACAAAUGUUCAUUGAAAGCGUUUAUUAAUAUUUAACUGAAAUUAACGUCAUAUCAAAUGUCUUCAGAUUAAUCCUUAUCUUUAAUACAAAGUAACAAUAAUAAAUUUAAUUGAAAAUAGCAAUAUGCAAAUGUAAUUGUGUGCAAGUUUAAAAAUUCUGAAUUUGUAAUAAUUUAAAUAUAUUGUACAUCGUAUUUAUAUAUGAUUUUCAUUAAUUGUAACAUUUAUAUAAAUAAAGAUUUUUUCAUGUGAAACCCACGAUGCUUCCCAUAAGAUAAUCUUUGUAAUUUAGAACUUAAAAUGCCUGAGAACUUUAAAUUCACUUUCAUUUCGUGUUACAGAUUACGCAAAGUCAAGUAUGUUCCAUACUUUGGAUAUUUUCGAUACAGAAUUUUGUGCCGAUUCGGUUGAAUGGUGCCCGAUAGAUUUCUCCAGAGAUAUAUUUGUUUGUGGAACGUAUCAAUUAAUGAAAGAAAAUUUAACGUCAAACGUUUCGUCAAAACGUUUAGGAAGAAUUUAUUUAUUUCAAACUGUACGAAACGGACGUUUAGUGUUGCUGCAAGUAUUAGAAGUACCUGCUGUAUUGGACAUGAAAUGGGCGCCUGUUACAUUUCAAAAUAAAAUCUUGCUCGGUGUUGCAAACUCUUUAGGGUACUUACAAAUUUAUCAACUUAAGAAUGACGAUGAAAACAAAAGCUUGGACUUAUUAAUACAAAAGAGAAUUGCUGAUAAAGAUGAGGUACUUGCAUUAUCUUUAGAUUGGUGCACCGGAAGAUUGGUCAAUGAAAUUAAUUUAAAAAUAGUGGUUAGCGAUUCGAAAGGUUUCGUAUCAUUGUUCGAAUUAAAUGAAAAUGAACUUAAUAAAAUUAAUUCAUGGUCUGCGCAUGGAUUCGAAGCGUGGAUCGCAGCUUUUGACUAUUGGGACACAAAUAUGAUAUACAGCGGUGGUGAUGACUGUAAAUUUCAAUGUAUCGAUACGAGAGUCGGAAUUUGUGCUUCAAAUAAAGUUCAUGGCGCAGGUGUUACCAGUAUUCAUAGUAACGCAACGAGAGAAUUUUUAGUAUCAUCUGGAAGUUACGAUGAAAUAUUGAGAUUAUGGGACACGAGAAAGUUGAGACAGCCAAUUUCAGACAUUAAUCUCGGUGGCGGUGUUUGGCGUUUGAAAUGGGAUCCCUUCGAACGUAAACAUUUGUUAGCAGCUUGCAUGUAUGGUGGAUUUAGAAUCGUCGAUUGCGAAAAUACAGGAAUACCGUCUGUUGUUGACGAAUAUAACGAACACGAAAGUAUAGCAUAUGGGUGCGAUUGGUGUUUUUUGAAUAGCAAAGAAAUAUCAGAACAAAUACUUGAGAAAGAAACGCAGAAUGCAUUUUUAAUAACUACUUGUUCCUUCUACGACCACGUUCUAAAAUUAUCCGCGUUACAUUUAAAGAGUAACUGAAGAAUUUUCAAUAAAAAAAAGGAAUAAAAUUUUAUAUAUCUAUAAAAGGUAAUUUUUCAUUGCAAUUGUAAUAAAUUCUUUCUUUUAUUCUUUUCUAUACACCUGUAUCAAUGUUUGUGCAUACACCAAUCAUUUUCCAGUGCAUUAUUUGUCACAUACAGCUAAGAAAAGAAUGAAAUAAUUCCUUUAUUUAUAGAUCUCGUUGGAAUUAAUUUGUCCUUUUUAAUCUUUAAUUUAAUAUUUUAGCUAAAAUACAUAGUUAA
This is a messenger RNA of Heterotrigona itama, 1866 nucleotides long. NCBI's taxonomy places the organism in Eukaryota, Metazoa, Arthropoda, Insecta, Hymenoptera, Apidae. The record is from the annotation of a GenBank genome assembly.